This is a messenger RNA of Pantherophis guttatus, 1462 nucleotides long. RefSeq names its product eukaryotic translation initiation factor 2 subunit beta (gene EIF2S2). The record is from RefSeq and is a predicted model, not a curated record. Gene Ontology annotation, cellular component: eukaryotic translation initiation factor 2 complex. Gene Ontology annotation, biological process: translational initiation; formation of translation preinitiation complex. Gene Ontology annotation, molecular function: translation initiation factor binding; mRNA binding; translation initiation factor activity. Lineage: Eukaryota; Metazoa; Chordata; Lepidosauria; Squamata; Colubridae.
UGCUGAUGCAAGAGCUGAGCGCGGCGGCGAGGCGAGCAGGACUGGGCUGAGGCGAACGAGCCGGGGCGAUUGACUUCCUGGGCGGCGUUGUGGGGUUUUCUCUCUCUCUCUCUCCCCCCCCCUCCACCCCGAGACGGCCGCUUCUAAAUUUCUGCUUUGACGGUCAGGGAGAGUCGUCGCCAUGUCGGGAGACGAGAUGAUCUUCGACCCUACUAUGAGCAAGAAGAAGAAGAAGAAAAAGAAGCCUUUUAUGCUUGAUGAAGAAGGUGGUGAUGCACAAACAGAAGAGACACAGCUAUUAGAAACAAAAGAAGUAGAGCCAGAACCAACAGAAGACAAAGAUAUAGAAGCUGAUGAAGAGGACAUCAGAAAGAAAGAUGCAUCAAAUGAUUUAGAUGACUUAACCUUCUUUAAUCAGAAGAAAAAGAAGAAAAAAACAAAAAAGAUAUUUGAUAUUGAUGAAGCUGAAGAGGGACUAAAGGACCUAAAAAUUGAGAGUGAUGUACAAGAAACAGUAGAACCAGAAGAUGACCUUGAUAUCAUGUUAGGAAAGAAGAAGAAAAGAAAGACUGCAAAGUUUACAGAUGAGGAUGAAGUAUUAGAUAAAGAUGAAGCAUUGGAGGAUGAUGACAGCAAAAAAGAUGAUGGAAUCUCUUUUAGCUCUCUGUCAGGACCUGCAUGGGCAGGCUCGGAAAGGGAUUACACAUAUGAUGAGUUGCUGAAUCGUGUAUUUAACAUCAUGAGGGAAAAAAAUCCUGAUAUGGUAGCUGGUGAAAAAAGAAAAUUUGUUAUGAAGCCUCCCCAGGUUGUAAGAGUAGGAACAAAGAAAACAUCAUUUGUUAACUUCACAGAUAUCUGUAAACUAUUACAUCGUCAACCUAAACAUCUCCUGGCUUUUUUGCUGGCAGAAUUGGGUACAAGUGGUUCAAUAGAUGGCAACAACCAACUUGUAAUCAAAGGAAGAUUCCAACAAAAACAGAUAGAAAAUGUCUUGAGAAGAUAUAUCAAGGAAUAUGUCACCUGUCAUACGUGUCGGUCACCAGACACAAUCUUGCAGAAGGACACCAGAUUAUAUUUUUUGCAGUGUGAGACUUGCCAUUCGCGCUGUUCUGUUGCCAGCAUUAAAACUGGUUUCCAAGCUGUCACAGGCAAGAGAGCGCAGCUCCGUGCCAAAGCUAACUAGUUGGCUGGUUGACCCUGAAUUUUUGCGAAAUGAUCUGGGUGCAAAUGGCUGGACAGGCUUACAACCUGAGUGGAUUUCCGAUGUAUUAAAAACAAGAUAGUAAAAGCUGCUUUGCUUUGGGUUGGUCUGUGAGAUUCUUGCAAGAUCAGAUCCUCAAGCUGUUGGCAUUUGCUAACUGAAUAUUUUACCAACUGUCAAGUGAUGAGAAGGGAGGUGCUUUUUAAUCUGUUCAUAGAAUUCUGUAAAAUGCAAGAGAAAUUAAAGUUAUUAUAACAGUGA